Molecule: messenger RNA, 3498 nt
Organism: Halichondria panicea
Lineage: Eukaryota; Metazoa; Porifera; Demospongiae; Suberitida; Halichondriidae
Exons: 7
Coding region: 2082-3368 (428 amino acids)
Biological process (GO): signal transduction
Molecular function (GO): protein binding
Source: RefSeq, a predicted model, not a curated record
UGACUUCACUUAUCGGUCGUUGUUGGAGAUUUUGAUUAGUCUUUGUGAGGGAGCUUUGGCUGACCAAGUUUGUAGAAUUUUCAUCCAGACACAAGCCAGUGAGCCGAAUAAAGAAGACGCUGUGUCCUUGUCAUCUGCACCAGCACUGGCUACUGGGAUCACUUUAGGAUCAUCUUCUAAACCAGUGAGUGCAGUUCUUCAACAGCUGAUGGACAAAUAUCAGCUCACUACUUUCCAAAUCAACCAUGAAAUCCCGCGAACAGACGUGUCAUAUUUGGCUGCCUGUUUUGACAAUGUGGAGCUCUAUGUCGAUGCUAUGGAAUUAUCACCUAGCGAGAAAAGUGAUGUUUUGUUAACAAGAUUGGACAGUAAUCACCUAGCCAUGAUCAUGUGCUUGAACAUCUGGAAAAGAAAGAAGCUCUCACAAGCGACAUUCAGGGCCCUUCUGGAGAUGCUAAUAAAGCUGAAGAAAGAGGCGAUUGCUGACAAAGUCUGCAUGGAAAUUUCCACCAAAUCUCUAUUUGGACUUCGAGGGAUGUCCGUGGCACAAGGGCAGGAACACACUACUGAACAAGCAGUUCUGUCACCUACCACAGAAGUAGAAGCCCUACUAGCCAGCAAUGGAUUGAUGUACACUGACGCGAAUAGGGAGUGCAAAGUUGACCAUAUAUUAAAUAUUUCACUGAAGCUGGAAAAGUGAGAGAUAGUAGCAACGUGGCUGAGAUUAACGCCAGCUGAGAUUGAAGACAUCCAAUAUAACUACAUGUAUAAGAGUAUAGAAAUGAUGAGAUAUAUCGCUAUUAAGAAAUGGAAAUCUAAGGCUCCACUCUGUGGAACAGCUACUUAUCGAGUUCUACUACAAGCUUUGUUGGACUGUGGCUGCAAUGACUUAGCAAACCAAGUGUGCUCACUACUCAAGAAAUCACUACUCCAGGAAUCACGACUCCAGGAAUCACUACUCAAACAAAGGCAACAGAGGAGGAUAUUCGACGAUGCUCUAAGAGAUGGCGCAGUCACUGUGAAAAUAACGAAUGCUCUAAUUCAAGGAGAAGCGGGUGUUGGAAAAACAUGUAUCAAACGCAUUCUUUGUAAUCAGGGUCGUCCGAGCUCUAGAGAUAGCACUCCUCUUGCUGAUAUUUCUGUUCAUGUUAGAGAUGUAACUGAUAUCAAGGUCCAUUCCCAUAACAACAAGUGGAAAGAAGUGAAUGAAAAAAAAAUGCGAGACAUUGUUGGAGCUAUGAUUUCGGGCAUAGUUCGUGAAAUUCAAGCAAAAGAUUCGACGGAGACAGUAAUUGAAGAUCCAAUAAUCGAAGAUCCAUGGCCGGCUGAACUUGAGUCACUUGAACAACAACUAACACUGCCUGUAGAUGAUCCUAAUGAAAUAUCUGCCACAUUGCUGCCACCGACUGAAUUUGAGUCACUUGAACAACAACUAACACUGCCUGUAGAUGAUCCUAAUGAAAUAUCUGUCACAUUGCUGCCACCGACUGAAUUUGAGUCAUUUGACAAACAACUAACACUGCCUGUAGAUGAUGCUAAUGAACCAUCUGCCACAUUGCUGCCACCGACUGAAUUUGAGUCAUUUGACAAACAACUAACACCGCCUGUAGACGAAUAACGCUCGAGUUUGUUGACUAUUUUUCUGGGCACUACGUGGAAGGAUUGUUUUCUCCACCCGACCUCCUCAAAUUAUUCAUGAGUCAUCUCAUUCUAACACCGUUUUCGCCUACAAAUUCUGAAAUAGAUUUCACAUCACGUACGGCUCAGUACUUCAUGCCCUCACUUUUGGAUAUGCUUACUCAAGACAAAUUAAUAGAAUAUCGUUUUUUGUCUGUUUUGGCGAGUCCGUUGUUAAUUAGAUUUCCUAAUGGUUGGCCACGUGCAGGAGUGUUUUGUUGCCUUCAAGUUUAUCUGAUUCAUCAGUUGGGUUGGAAGCUUCUGCUUAUUAGGGGAAAGCCGAAACUAAUUGCUCAGAAUUGUGUACUGUGUCUCCUCCAGGCAGUAGUUGCCGGGUUAUUUUGAUCGACUCUUUUUCAUAUAUUGAAAUACACGUGGAUGGAUGCAAAGAUGUUUGUUCUGCAAUGUGUCCGAAAAUUCGCAAUCAAAUUGAUACUGGAAUACGUGCUUCUUGUCAAAGACUUCGAUACAGUGAGGAGCAACUGCAGUUAGCUUUCUUUUGUCCUUGUACACUUUCUUCUUCACCACAUUCUGAGGAGGUUCCUCAAUUCCAUGCCGCAGUACUCCUAAAGGACGGCAAUCUAAGAUGCACCUUUGAUGAGAGUAUCACAUCGAGGGUCCAGUCUGAAGAAAUGAUCUGGCUCCAGAAUACAGCACCGGCUACUGGGCACACUGUAGGAUCAUCUGCCCAACCAGUGGGCACACGACUGAUAGACACAUGUCAGCUCAGUACUACUGCCCAAGCCAGUGAGCCGAAAAAAGGAGAUGCUGUGUCUUCCUCGCCUCCACCAGCAUUGGCUACUGGGCACACUGUAGGAUCAUCUUCUAAACCAGUGAGUACAGCUCUUCAACAGCUGAUGGACAAAUAUCAGCUCACUACUUUCCAAAUCGACCGUGAAAUCCUGCAAAAAGAGGUACCAUAUUUGGCUGCUUACUUUGAUAAUGUGGAGCUCUAUGUCGAUGCGAUGGAAUUAUCACCUAGCGAGCAAAGUGAUGUUUUAUUAAAAAGAUUGGACAGUAACCACCUAGCCAUGAUCAAGUGCUUGAAAAUCUGGAAAAGUAAGAAGCUCUCACAAGCAACAUUCAGGGCCCUUCUGGAGAUGUUAGUAAAGCUGAAGAAAGGGGAGAUUGCUGACUACGUCUGUCAGUAUAUAAAGGAAAUUCCCAUCACAUCUGUUGAAGAGGGAGAGACGCAAUCACUUCGAGGGAUUUAUGCACGAGGACAUCAUCACACUACUGAACAAGCAGUUCUGUCACCUACCACCGGCACCGAAGUAGUACGCCUCUCGAGAAAGCGAUUAGUAAGAAGCGGAAGUAGGUCUGGGGACGAGGCGACAGAAGUUGAUGCUCUACUAUCAAGCAAUGGAUUGACAUGCACAGACGGGAAUAAGGAGUGCAAAGAUGACCAUAUAUUAAAUAUUUCACUAAAGCUGGAACAAUGGGAGCUAGUAGCAACGCGGCUGGGAUUAACGGCAGCUGAGAGAGAAGCUAUCAAGGGUAACAAUCAGACUAUAGAAAUGAUGAGAUAUAAAGCUCUUAAGAAAUGGAAGUCUAAGAAUCUACUCAAUGGAACAGCUACGUAUCGAGUUCUACUACAAGCUCUGUUGGCUCUUAGCUGCAACGACCAAGCAAAGCAAGUGUGCUCACUACUCAAGGAAUCACUAGAAUGUCAACAUAAAAUAGAUAAUUAGACCCCAAAACGUUAUAUUGUGUAUUGUUUGUUUGUUUUGCUUAUUUUUAUUAGCCUCUACACAGGCUCUCCUUUUUCUGUUCUUUCACAGCCGUUCAAUAAGAUAAAAUACUGUAUUAAUUGUUCAAUGA